AUGGACGAGCUACUUGCACCUCUUCAGAAUGCCUUUGAGGGCCAGAUUGACUUUCACGGUCAACGUCUGGCAGAGAUCCUGACUACAGUCUUGUUGAUCAUCUUCGGGGCCAUCAGUUUUGUCGUCGGAUACAUCUACAAGGACAUUCACCUCACGCUAUGGAUCGGUCUCGGUGGCACACUAUUCACAGCCCUCGCCGUUGUCCCUCCGUGGCCCAUCUACAACCAGAACCCAGAGCGGUGGUUAAACUCUGCAGGCAGGAAGGCAGGCGCGCCCAAAGUACUCGUGGAUGGGGUCAAAGUGGCUUGA
Messenger RNA from Penicillium maclennaniae, 309 nucleotides. RefSeq names its product signal peptidase complex subunit 1. Gene Ontology annotation, biological process: protein targeting to ER. The coding region runs from base 1 to 309 and encodes 102 amino acids. NCBI's taxonomy places the organism in Eukaryota, Fungi, Ascomycota, Eurotiomycetes, Eurotiales, Aspergillaceae. The record is from RefSeq and is a predicted model, not a curated record. Gene Ontology annotation, cellular component: signal peptidase complex; endoplasmic reticulum membrane. The transcript is spliced from 3 exons.